Physella acuta is the source of this 369-nucleotide messenger RNA. RefSeq lists its product as uncharacterized. The record is from RefSeq and is a predicted model, not a curated record. Lineage: Eukaryota; Metazoa; Mollusca; Gastropoda; Physidae. Gene Ontology annotation, cellular component: membrane.
AUGUCGUACCCAGUGAGCAUAAAAGCGUGCCAAGCCAUGGCUAUCCUGGGGAUGUUGGCCAGCUUUGUAGUGUUGGCUAUGGCAAUAGUAGACAUCUACCAUAAGGUUUACGAGAAACUUCCAAUUAUUCCAUUCCCAACUGUUGUAGCUGCCUCGACUCUUGCCUCGUUUGUCUUUAUUUUGAUUGGGAUUAUUGUAUGGGGAGCUGAUUUAAAUUAUGACCAGACUGAAACCACCAACACAAAUGACAAAACUAUUACUAGGUCAUCAAAGCUGGGCUACUCCUUUGGCUUAAGUAUCACUGGUGGGAUCCUGAUUUUGAUCGGAGGCCUCAUGUACUUUUUCAACCACAGGCGCAUUGCAGGAUAA